AACGUACGCACGCCACACGGUCGCCGAGCGCCACGCCGUACGGACGUUUUACCCGCCUAACCGGACGUUAACCCACCUCUGAUAUUAAUCGUAACAAUAAUAUAUGCGUCCGUGCACACUUUAAUAUAUAUAUAUUUUUUUUUUAUAUAUUAUGUGUUAUAUUGUGCACGUUUCGAGCUGUCGACGCGUAUAGUGACGUAACGUUGCAAGCUACGAUUGUGCAUUACAUCACGGUGCUAUCCCGAGAUUCAGCAACAGGUAUCUGUCCGAAAACACAUACUUGGUACACUGUUUGCAGUGUUGUUCCUGCACACUUAUCCGGACGGACGAUGAUAUCAUCAUUGGCAGCCGGGUAACCCUGCGGCAUCGCCGGUGUCCGGUGUAAUAUUAUUAUUAACGCUCGUCAAUCGAUAAUAAUAUACCACCGUAGUUCGAAGGAAAAGGAUCAGGAGCGGUGAUUAAAGGAUCGAGUCGAGGAGUAAACGACCAAUAGCAGGAUGGUGAUCGAACCGGGCCUGAUGGACAUGCUGGGCAACUCGCUGUUCGACAUGCUUGCACCAGUGUCGUCCACCGAGUCCUCGGCCGUAGCGUCCACCGUGUCCGCGCACGGAUCCGGUGACGGUUCCGGUGGUCGUGUCGAUGGUUCCGGUUCGGCAGUCGAUGACGACGAAGACGAUGGUUCCGGAAUGGGCGGCGGUUCCGGGGCCGGAGGUUCCGGUGGCAUCGGCCCCGGCGAGCUCUGGUACAGGCACAGCCCCGCUAUGACGGCCGUCUACUGUUUCGCGUAUACCAUGGUAUUCUUGGUCGGAUUGGUCGGUAACCUGCUGGUGGUGUCCGUCGUCUGCCGGUCACCCAGGAUGCGGAACGUCACUAACUAUUUCAUCGUAAACCUGGCCGUGGCCGACAUUCUGGUGCUCGUCUUCUGUCUGCCAGCCACGCUUUUGUCCAACAUCUAUGUCCCGUGGAUCUUGGGAUCGUGGAUGUGUAAGAUCGUGCCGUAUGUUCAAGGUGUUUCAGUGGCAGCGUCUGUGUACAGUUUAAUCGCCGUUUCAGUUGACAGGUUCCUGGCCAUCUGGUACCCGCUCAAGUGUCAGAUCACCACUCGACGCGCUCGGUACAUCAUCGCCAUCAUCUGGCUGGCGUCGACCACGAUUACCAUACCGUGGGCGCUGUUCUUCGACAUGGUGGCCAUAUUCAAGGACGCCCCGAACCUGGAACUGUGCCUGGAGGUGUGGCCGGACUACCUGGACGGCAACCUGUACUUCCUGCUGGGCAACCUGGGCCUGUGCUACGUGGUGCCCACGGUGGCCAUAUCGCUGUGCUACGUGAUGAUCUGGGUGAAGGUGUGGCGGCGGACCAUACCCACCGACAACAAGUGCGCCCGCAUGGAGCGCAUCCAGCAACAGAGCAAGGUGAAGGUGGUGAAGAUGCUGGCCAUGGUGGUGGUGCUGUUCGUCGCGUCCUGGCUGCCGCUGUACGCGAUCUUCGCCCGGAUCAAGCUGGGCGGCCGGCUGGUGCCGUGGGAGGAGGACUUCCUUCCGGUGGCCACGCCGAUCGCGCAGUGGCUGGGCGCGUCCAACAGCUGCAUCAAUCCGGUGCUGUACGCGUUCUUCAACCGGAAGUUCCGGCGCGGCUUCACCGCCGUGCUCCAGAGCCGCCGGUGCUGCGGCACCCUGCGGUACAACGAGAACCUGCAGCACUCGGCGUCGGCCAGCGGCAACGGCGGCGGCAAGGCGUCGUCGUACUACAUCACCAAUCACCACGCGUACACCAAACGGCAGUCCAGCCAGGAGACGAACGUGUCGUACAUAUUCAACGUCUGAACGCACCCUAAGCCGCCUCCCCGCACGCACACACGAACGAACGUAAUAUUAUGUCGUCCGCGAUGUCUUCGUCGCAGCACUAUCGUUGCUGUCGUCGUCGUCACGAUAUAUUAAAAUAUAUUAUAAUAAUAUAAUAAUAAUAUCGUAUCGACGGUAAUCAAAACUAAUAAUCACACAAUAUAAUAUGUAAUAAUAAUUCGAAAGAAAAACCUCCUUCAAUGACGUCGGAAGUGUUUUCCGGUCCGGCGGCGGGACACUAUUUUAUAUACGUUAUAUGUGUUUUACCCGGAGCCUGCGAUUAGAUCGUACGCGGUAAAAAUAUAAUAUAACGAUAUAAUAAUAAUAUUAUAAUGACUUGUCGAGUGUUUCCCGCCGCCAAACAUCCAUAUCGAUAAUACAAUUUUAUAUAUUAAAUAAUAAUCGCACACAUAUACCACGUACCUAUAAUACGUAUAUUGUACUGCCGAUGCACGCUCUACGUGUAUAAUAUUAUAUAUGUCAUAUACGAUUUAAUAAUAAUAAUAAUAAUAUGUAACGCAUAUCGUGACGUUUUAAUAAUAUAUAUUAUAAUAACAGCGAUACGUAAUCGUUUUAGGCGAAAUGCGAAAAAGCGAAAUUAUGCGCGAUUUUCACAUCUAAAUAAUAAUAUUAUAUUAAAAUUAUUAUAAUAAUGAUAAACGAUAUUAUAAAAUGUAGUCCAUCGAAAUAAUAAUAAUUAUUUUAUAAUACAACACAUACACUCAUAUAUAUAGGUAUAUGCGUAUUUAUAUAUAUGUAUUAAUUUUAAUAAUACAUACAUAGAGUGUAUUAAAAAUUAAAAUAAUAAAAAAUUACGAAUACGUAAUAUAAUAAUAUUAUUAAUACGUACAAUCGUCGAUUUGCACGCUGUACAUACACAAUAUAUUAUAUUAGAAGGUGUUUUCAAUAUAAUUUCUCAACUAUCCUUUCCCCCCAGCAACCCUCCAGCAGUGAUAUAGUCAUAGACAUUAUUUUACACCUUCCUCUCCCGUCCACCUACCGCCUAUUACCCACCUAAAAUCCACUUUCAAACAAGGCAUGCGAGGCCUGUAACGAUGUACAAUGUUAUGGUCAAUAAUGGAAGAAAUCUGGGUAUUCGAUGCGCGUGGCUCGGGCGACUUGCAAUAAUCGCUUAGAGAUCGUCUAGUUUUAUCGGAAUAAUCCUUACAAACUUUUCUACAGCUUGGGUCCCCAGCUGAAUGUUUCCGAAUGUCACGAGUUCCGGUAUAAUAUAUAUUAUGUGAAUAUAUUCAUGGGCCGUUACAAACAAGUAGCAAAUGGUCGAAAAUGUUGUUUUAUUUAGUUUUUUUUUCUCGAAUUCCAUUCCGUUUGAGAGAAUUUUUGGACUCCGAUCUGAAAGGAUUACCAAUAAAACAAGAUAUCCGUACACUUCAUUUUAUUAUUAUGUGCUACUCAUCGGUUGUCACUGUUGUUUCUGUGAUUUUGUUCGUAUGACUUGUCGCGGCUAUCUCUCGAUAACUAUUAAUAAUAUAACAAUAGUCAACGAUUAUAAUAAUUUGAAUUUGAAUAGUAAUAAAACAGCUAUAAGACUAUAGGUACAUGAUAAAUUAAAUAUUGUUAUAUCUAUGAUUAAAUAUUUGACAUGUCUAUAUUUUACUUAACAAGUCGAGCAAGGCGCAGAAUAUCCAGUAUCUACCUCACCACUUUUAAGCAUCGUCUUAAGUCAUAACAUAUGCCUUUCCAACGCGACCUCUUUUGGUGCACUGCCCUUUCGUGAUAACGUUUCACAGAAAGUACUGUGUAUAUUUUCUAUUUAAAAUCCUACUCGUGAUUACUACCCAAACGCGUGUUUUUAUUUCAUUCGAAACCCUUGACACAGCAGCCACACCCUCACACCACACAUUAUUUGCAGUAUAAUGAUAUCGUAUUAUAAUAAUAUAAAAUAUAAUAUUGUAUUUCCAAGCGAUACCGAAAAUCGAUUGAUACACGUUUAGAUCACGACGUAUUUUGUAUUUAUUUACUGUACUCGUGAUACGGAUGAAAGAAAAGACGAAAAGAAGAUUUUGAUGACGAAAAUGAAAAUGAAAACUAUAGAGAAAGUGAUUUGGCACAGAUUUACAUGGCAUAUUACACGAUUUAAGAUUCGAACUGUUUAUACGAAUGACGAGAAUAUGAGAAAUACAAUAUUAUUGUUAUCGAAUAUAAGUAUUACGUAUUAUAUACUAUUCCACCGCGCUUCUGAGCGCUAACAUUGAUCUGUUUAUCGCAAUGUAUAAUAAUAAUAAUAUUAAUAGUAACGAUAAUACUCGCGAUAAACAAUUAAAUUUACCUAUCUGCUAAAUUUGAAUUUUAAACAUAACACGUUUUCGUGAUUUUGAUAGGUAAAACAAAAUUAAUCCAAAAAUAUAAUACUAAUCAUUGCAAUAAUUAUACAUACAUUGCACGUGCUCUACACUUUGUAGCUACACAUACAAUGUAAUUACUACAUAAGUAAUAAUUAAUACAUUUAUGUGAAUAACCUUUAAACAUAUUUUAAAAUAUAGUAGGUACGUUUAUGUUUUGAAAAAGUUAAUAAAAUUCACCGAUUCUCCUCCACAAUUGACGAAUAAAUAAAUGAGACAUUUUUUUAUCAAUAAUAAAAAAAAAACUAUCUUUGUUACACAAACAUAAUAUUAUAAUAUUAUAUAGAUUUGUAUAAUUAAGAAAGUUUAACUUUCAAAAGUUUGGAUAGCAGACAAUUAGUAUAAUUAAUAUAAAUAAUUAGUAUUUAUACAUUUUAAAAUUCAAUACACAUGUACGUAUUACAUAUAUAAAAUAUUGACAGCUUAAAUAAUAUUUGUAUUAAUGUUUAACGUACCCAAAAUAUAUUUACACGAUAAUUUACACUUAAAAAAAAAAACAAUAAUAAUUAUUAUAAGACAUUAAUACUUACAUCUAUCAAUAAAAUAGUAUUGUCUUAAUUAAUUUUAAUGGUAAUUCAGCGAAUGCAAUGCAAAUAAAUAUUAGACUUAAACUAUAAUAAUUUAAACAAUACGUGUUAAAUCCAAUAUGAAAAUGUUUGAUUUAGUUUUAAGCGAUUUAACCAAGGUAUUACAUUCAUCGUUGAUGUCAUAUUUUGUUAAAUCAAUUAUAUAAUGGAAGUGAAUAUCAAACACUAAAAUAGUUAUGAUAUUAUAUAUCAAUAUAUACAUUUAUAAUAGGUAUAACAUUUAAAUUAAGUAUAGAUACCCAGGAUCCUAGAAUAUAUAAUAUUAAAUGGCAAUUCUUAUAUAAUGCGAUGUUUAAUCAAAAAAUAAUAUAUAAGUGUUUUUUCAACAUGUUUCAUAUAAAAAAGAAAAUGAUAAUUAUAUAUAACAACAUAACUGUGUGAAGUAUGAAUUUAGAUAAUUAUUACGUAGGUAUUAUAGUUUAAAAUUUCAUGUAGGUAUUUUGUUUUGUUUGAAUGCUAAAUUAAAAAGAAACAUAAAUUAAUAUUGAAAUCAUAAACAACUAUCUAAGAUGAUCUUAUAAAAUAAUUCGUUAAAUUAUUUUGUAACAGAAAUAUCUUUGGCGAUGAAAAAAUAAAAGUAAAAAGGUGUAUGUUUUGUCAAUAUGCAUAGGAGAAUUAAGUUUUUUUUUCCUUUCCAAUUAAUACUGUAAGAGUAAUUUUUUAUAGUAAAAUAUAUUAUGUUGUACUUAAAAUAGUCAAACGCUUUAUAUUUUGUGUAAUAAUAAUGGUAAUGGAAUAAAUAAGACGCUGGAUAAUUAUUAUUUAUUACAUAAUAAAACGAGUUCAACCAAUUUAAAUAAAUAUCAUAUAAUACGUCAUAUUAUAUAAUUUUAACUUUGAAAGAUAGAUCAUUUUAGUUACUAUUUGUAUUUUAAUUCUGUUAAACUAAUUUUCUAUGACCGCAUUAAUUUAUACGUUUUUAACAUGUCUCUUUGCGAUGUUCUUUUUGUGAACAACGGAUUCGUGUGAACCAUAUUUAAUUAUUGCAACAAUAUUGUAUUUUUUUUUUUUUUUUUACUGUUCGUGUAUACGGUAAGACCAAAAUAAUAUUAUAUUACCAGCGUUUUCUUUCCCGUAGUAUAUCACGUAUUUAGUUUGUGCAGUAGAGUGUAUUUAAUUAUUUAGUUGGAUUUGAAUUUAAAAAUAAUUAAGAAAA
Messenger RNA from Aphis gossypii (cotton aphid), 5947 nucleotides. Its product is annotated as neuropeptide SIFamide receptor-like. Lineage: Eukaryota; Metazoa; Arthropoda; Insecta; Hemiptera; Aphididae. The coding region runs from base 498 to 1823 and encodes 441 amino acids. Gene Ontology annotation, cellular component: membrane. Gene Ontology annotation, biological process: G protein-coupled receptor signaling pathway. The record is from RefSeq and is a predicted model, not a curated record. The transcript is spliced from 4 exons. Gene Ontology annotation, molecular function: neuropeptide Y receptor activity; peptide binding.